AUGAAUGGAGGUACUUGUUAUCAAGGUGAAAAUUCAUAUGUAUGUAUGUGCCCUGGUAUUUUCGAUGGUGAAAAUUGUGAAACAGUCAACUUCACUAAACAAUGUACAUUGGAUUGUUCACCUGGUCAAUGCGUAGCUACUGGUGAUGCAAGAUUUCCAUACUUAUGCUCAUGUGAUGGUACACUUUAUCCAAACAGUUGCAAGGGCAAAUAA
Messenger RNA from Rotaria sp. Silwood2, 213 nucleotides. NCBI's taxonomy places the organism in Eukaryota, Metazoa, Rotifera, Eurotatoria, Philodinida, Philodinidae. The record is from the annotation of a GenBank genome assembly.